This is a messenger RNA of Aspergillus caelatus, 623 nucleotides long. RefSeq lists its product as uncharacterized. NCBI's taxonomy places the organism in Eukaryota, Fungi, Ascomycota, Eurotiomycetes, Eurotiales, Aspergillaceae. The transcript has a single exon. The coding region runs from base 189 to 521 and encodes 110 amino acids. The record is from RefSeq and is a predicted model, not a curated record.
GGAAGACCAAGAGUGAUAAGUUAGGUCUGCAGCUGGAUCCCGCAAAUCGCAAAUUCCCCCGAAGGAAAUUAUCUGAACAUGAAUACCAGGGCAUAGAAUUGACCUGUAUUGCGUCCCGAUUCCAGCGGGAUAUCAUUGACUCUCUGCUAUGGUACACUAGGGAGAAUGGCAGGAACCUUACGAACGUCAUGUUAGCGUUUUACUACUGCGCUAACGUCGAUAUUUCGCUGAUGUUUUGCGAUUCGGUUUGGCUCUCGCUGAAUUGUGAACUUCCAGUUAUGACACACCAGAUGAGUUAUGAACAAGCCACGAAUGCCCUGGAACAUGCCGAAAAUGGUCUUCACAAUUCAUACCUUGAGGCUAUUUUCUACGCCCCGACUCUGUAUACAGUCAGCAUGACGAGGAGAUACAAGUCUGAACGGAGUCGCAUAGUGGAUUUUAUUAGUAAACUGAAGCAGAAAGGCUUUCUCAUUGCUGAUCAGUUCUUAUCCGCGAUUGAAGAAGCGUGGGCCGCUCGAUGAGUGCAAUUUUGUAUGACACCUAAGCUAGAGCAGUAAGGUGUUGUGCUCGUCCGGAAUUCGAGCAUUAUGAGUUUUGUAUGUGACUCCUGAGGGUAGCUUUGG